GGCGGCGGUUGCCAGGGCGACCGGAGCUUCCAAGAGCCGCGGGUACUACCGAUUGGCGGCUUAGAAGAAGUUUCCUGUGCCGGGCUUUAUCUACUGGCGUCGUCCUCUCGGGGUUCCCAGAAUGUUCUUUUACUUGAGCAAGAAAGUUGCCAUUCCCAAUAAUGUGAAGCUGAAAUGUAUAUCUUGGAACAAGGACCAAGGAUUCAUAGCAUGUGGUGGUGAAGAUGGAUUACUGAAGGUUUUGAAAUUAGAGACACAGACAGAUGAUGCAAAAUUGAGGGGUCUUGCAGCCCCUAGUAACCUUUCUAUGAAUCAGACUCUUGAAGGUCAUAGUGGUUCUGUUCAAGUUGUAACAUGGAAUGAACAAUAUCAGAAGUUGACUACCAGUGAUCAAAAUGGUCUUAUCAUUGUUUGGAUGUUAUAUAAAGGCUCUUGGUAUGAGGAGAUGAUCAACAAUAGAAAUAAAUCAGUGGUUCGAAGCAUGAGCUGGAAUGCUGACGGACAGAAGAUCUGCAUUGUAUAUGAGGAUGGGGCUGUGAUAGUUGGUUCAGUGGAUGGGAAUCGCAUUUGGGGAAAAGACCUGAAGGGUAUACAGUUAUGUCAUGUAGCAUGGUCCGCAGAUAGUAAAAUCUUACUUUUUGGAAUGGCAAAUGGAGAAAUACACAUUUAUGAUAAUCAAGGGAAUUUUAUAAUGAAAAUGAAACUGAAUUGUUUGGUGAAUGUCACUGGAGCAAUCAGUAUUGCUGGAAUUCACUGGUACCAUGGCACAGAAGGCUAUGUGGAGCCACAUUGCCCCUGUCUUGCGAUUUGUUUUGACAAUGGCAGAUGCCAAAUAAUGAGACAUGAGAAUGACCAAAAUCCUGUUUUAAUUGAUAGUGGCAUGUAUGUAGUAAGUAUCCAGUGGAACCACACUGGCAGUGUGUUGGCUGUGGCAGGCUCCCAGAAGGCCAUCACUCAGGACAAAGAUGUAAACACUGUGCAGUUUUACACUCCAUUUGGUGAGCAUCUGGGUACUUUGAAGUUUCCUGGAAAGCAGUUGUCUGCACUGUCUUGGGAAGGAGGUGGACUGAAAAUUGCACUAGCUGUUGAUUCUUUUAUAUAUUUUGCAAAUAUUCGACCCGAUUAUAAGUGGGGUUAUUGCUCAAACACUGUAGUUUAUGCUUAUACCAGACCUGAUCGUCCAGAGUACUGUGUUAUAUUUUGGGAUACAAAAAACAACGAGAAAUAUGUUAAGUAUGUGAAGAGUCUCAUUUCUAUUACUACUUGUGGAGAUUUCUGCAUUUUGGCUACAAAAGCUGAUGAAAAUCAUCCUCAGUUUGUGCUCGUUCUUUGUAAUUCUAUUGGCACACCUCUGGAUCCCAAAUACAUUGACCUUGUACCAUUGUUUGUUACAAUGACCAAAACCCAUGUGAUAGCAGCUUCAAAAGAAGCAUUUUAUACCUGGCAGUAUCGUGUGGCAAAGAAGCUCACAGCAUUGGAAAUUAAUCAGAUCACCCGGUCUCGAAAAGAAGGGAGAGAAAGAAUUUAUCAUGUUGAUGAUACUCCUUCUGGAUCAGUGGAUGGUGUGCUUGAUUAUAGUAAAGCCAUUCAAGGCACAAGGGAUCCAAUUUGUGCCAUAACUGCAUCUGAUAAGACAUUGAUUGUGAGUCGUGAAUCUGGCACCAUUCAGAGAUACAGUCUUCCUAAUGUUGGUUUGAUUCAAAAAUACUCCCUUAAUUGUCGAGCCUACCAGUUAUCCUUGAAUUGCAACUCCAGUCGUCUUGCUAUCAUAGACAUCUCAGGAGUUCUGACCUUCUUUGACUUGGAUGCUCGGGUAACAGACAGCACAGGACAGCAAGUUAUUGGCGAGUUGUUAAAAUUGGAGCGAAAAGAUGUCUGGGAUAUGAAGUGGGCCAAAGAUAAUCCUGAUUUGUUUGCAAUGAUGGAGAAGACAAGAAUGUAUGUUUUCAGAAACUUGGAUCCUGAGGAACCCAUUCAGACUUCUGGAUAUAUUUGUAAUUUUGAGGAUUUAGAAAUUAAAUCUGUUCUUUUGGAUGAGAUAUUAAAGAAUCCAGAAUAUCCAAACAAGGAUUGUAUCAUUAACUUUGAGAUUCGGUCCCUGAGAGAUAGCCGAGCACUGAUUGAGAAGGUUGGAAUUGAGGAUGCAUCUCAAUUCAUAGAGGAUAAUCCACACCCCCGACUUUGGCGCCUACUGGCUGAAGCAGCUCUUCAGAAACUGGAUUUGCACACUGCAGAACAAGCGUUUGUGCGUUGCAAAGAUUACCAAGGCAUUAAGUUUGUGAAGCGCCUGGGUAACCUGCAGAGUGAGUCCAUGAAGCAGGCGGAAGUGGCUGCCUACUUUGGCAGGUUCGAAGAGGCUGAAAGGAUAUAUCUCGAUAUGGACAGAAGAGAUCUGGCUAUUGGCCUCCGGCUGAAGUUGGGAGAUUGGUUUCGAGUACUCCAGCUCCUGAAAACUGGAUCUGGUGAUGCGGAUGACAGUCUCCUUGAACAAGCCCACAAUGCCAUCGGAGACUACUUUGCUGAUCGGCAAAAGUGGUUGAAUGCUGUACAAUAUUAUGUACAAGGCCGGAACCAGGAACGCUUAGCUGAGUGUUAUUAUAUGUUAGAGGAUUAUGAGGGGUUGGAGAAUCUUGCCAAUUCACUUCCAGAAAACCACAAGUUGCUUCCAGAAAUAGCACAGAUGUUUGUGAGAGCGGGAAUGUGUGAACAAGCAGUGACUGCGUUUUUGAAAUGUAACCAACCAAAGGCAGCAGUGGAUACCUGUGUACAUCUCAACCGAUGGAACAAAGCUGUUGAAUUGGCUAAAAGUCAUAAUAUGAAAGAAAUUGGUUCCCUGUUAGCGAGGUAUGCAUCUCAUUUAUUGGAAAAGAAUAAAAUUCUUGAUGCCAUAGAACUCUAUCGGAAAGCCAGUUACUUUUAUGAUGCUGCUAAGCUGAUGUUUAAGAUUGCAGAUGAAGAGGCAAAGAAAAGAGCUAAACCUUUACGUGUUAAGAAGCUUUAUGUACUAUCAGCUUUACUUAUAGAGCAGUACCAUGAACAAAUGAAAAAUGCCCAACGAGGAAAAGCUAAAGGAAAGAGCUCAGAGGCCACUUCUGCUUUGGCUGGUUUGCUAGAAGAAGAAGUUCUGUCCACAACUAGUCAUUUCACUGAUAAUGCUUGGAGAGGGGCUGAGGCUUACCACUUCUUCAUACUGGCGCAGAGGCAGCUCUACGAGGGCUGUGUUGACAGUGCAUUGAAGACAGCUCUUCACCUGAGAGACUAUGAAGACAUUAUCCCUGCCGUUGAGAUCUACUCUCUGUUAGCACUCUGUGCAUGUGCCAGUAGGGCUUUUGGCACUUGUUCAAAAGCUUUUAUUAAACUUGAAUCUUUAGAGACCCUCGGUUCGGAACAGAAACAGCAAUAUGAAAAUCUUGCUCUAGAAAUCUUCACCAAACAUACUCCAAAAGAUAACAGAAAAUCUGAAUUGGACAGCCUUCUUGAAGGGGGGGAAGGCAAGCUGCCGACAUGUGUUGCCACAGGAAACCCGGUCACUGAAUAUCAAUUCUGGACAUGCAGUGUGUGCAAGCACUGUGUCCUGGCUCAGGAAAUAAGUAACUAUAACUUCUGUCCCUUAUGCCAUAGUGCAGUGGGAUGAAGAAAUGACAAACUGCAUAUAAUAGGAGUGUUUAUAUAACAAUGUUGACUUUAUGUAAAUAAGCAUCAUUAUUUCAGUUGUAGUUUUAUAAAAAUUUUCUAUAUAUAUAUAAAAUACAUAAUAUAUACAUAUAUAAAAUUUUGUGUAAAAAUACAACCAUGAAAUAAUGAUGCUGAUUGUCAUAUAAAUGUAUGGCAAUGGACCAUAUUAUCUGCCUGUCUGUCUUAUCUAUCUAUCUAUUUAUCUAUCUUGUGGUUGGUUAUAUGAUACUAUGGAAAUA
Mesoplodon densirostris (Blainville's beaked whale) is the source of this 3914-nucleotide messenger RNA. It is a transcript of the gene WDR35, whose product is annotated as WD repeat domain 35. Lineage: Eukaryota; Metazoa; Chordata; Mammalia; Artiodactyla; Ziphiidae. Gene Ontology annotation, biological process: intraciliary retrograde transport; protein localization to cilium; non-motile cilium assembly. Gene Ontology annotation, molecular function: protein binding. Bases 122 to 3634 code for a protein of 1170 amino acids. The record is from RefSeq and is a predicted model, not a curated record. Gene Ontology annotation, cellular component: non-motile cilium; intraciliary transport particle A. The transcript is spliced from 27 exons.